AUGCAACCUACAGCUACUUUGCGUGCAGUUCACAAACCUUUGAUUCGAUUCUUGGGUCCUAGAGCCAAUCUCUGGAAGGAUGCCCCUCAACAUACUGGCCCUCACCCUUUAACACCACCUAAUCUUGUCAAGCAUGUCGCCGAGGCGUCAAAGCCUGCUGCUGCCGCUGCUACUUCCAGUAAGGCUGCUUCAUCUCAACAACAAGGUGUCCUCGAAUUCAGCCAAUUAGCUGCCAAGUAUAAGCGUGCCCCCAUUUCCGAGGCUGAGAUGGAGGCUAUCGAGAGUGGUGGAGCUACAUUUAUCAUCUAA
Molecule: messenger RNA, 309 nt
Organism: Mucor velutinosus
Lineage: Eukaryota; Fungi; Mucoromycota; Mucoromycetes; Mucorales; Mucoraceae
Exons: 3
Coding region: 1-309 (102 amino acids)
Biological process (GO): 2-oxoglutarate metabolic process
Molecular function (GO): oxoglutarate dehydrogenase (succinyl-transferring) activity
Source: RefSeq, a predicted model, not a curated record